CGCCGCUUCUACACCAGCCUACAUAGCCAAAGCCUACUCUCUCUCUCUUUCUCUCUCUUUACUUUCAACAAAUUCGCCGCUUAUCGCCUCCGAUCUUCUUCUUCUCCGAGACACACAAGGAGAACAGUCUCGCAUCUGCUUCGUCGCCGCUUAAGAAGCGACGGAUCGAUCACACUGAGGCUAUGGCUGAUGGUUCCGAGGUUCUCGCCUCUAACUCCAACAUCGCUUUCAACAGCAUCGGUGGUGACGAGUCGCGGCUCAACAUGGCGGCGUUUGGCAACAACUCCAACAAUCACGAGAUCGAUGAAGAUCUUCAUAGCAGGCAGCUCGCGGUGUACGGACGCGAGACCAUGAGGAGGCUUUUCGCUUCCAACGUUCUCAUCUCAGGGAUGCAGGGCCUUGGUGUCGAGAUUGCCAAGAAUAUUAUUCUCGCUGGUGUGAAGUCAGUGACACUUCACGAUGAAAAUGUGGUUGAGCUAUGGGACUUGUCGAGUAACUUUGUUUUCUCCGAGGAGGAUGUUGGUAAGAAUAGGGCACUUGCAUCUGUUCAGAAGUUGCAAGAACUCAACAAUGCCGUGGCUGUCUCAGCUUUGACUGAGAAGUUAACCAAAGAGCAGCUUUCUGGUUUCCAGGCCGCAGUAUUUGUGGAUAUCUCCUUUGAGAAAGCGACAGAGUUUGAUGAUUACUGUCAUAGUCAUCAGCCUCCUAUUGCGUUCAUCAAGGCUGACGUUAGGGGCCUGUUUGGGUCAUUGUUUUGUGAUUUUGGACCUCAGUUUACUGUUCUUGAUGUUGAUGGGGAGGAACCGCACUCUGGCAUCAUCGCUUCUGUUAGCAAUGGAAAUCCUGCAUUUGUUUCGUGUGUCGAUGAUGAGAGGCUCGAGUUUGAGGAUGGAGAUUUUGUAGUUUUCUCUGAAGUUGAGGGGAUGACAGAGUUGAAUGAUGGAAAUCCAAGAAAGAUAAAAAAUGUCAAGCCGUAUUCAUUUGUCCUUGAGGAAGAUACCACUAGCUAUGGGACAUAUAUGAAGGGUGGGAUUGUCACUCAGGUUAAACAACCAAAGGUGCUGAACUUUAAACCGCUCAGGGAAGCAAUUAAAGAUCCAGGCGACUUUCUUCUUAGUGACUUUUCGAAGUUUGACCGUCCACCUCUUCUCCACAUAGCAUUCCAGGCACUUGAUAGGUUUUCGUCUCAAGCAGGCCGGUUUCCGUUUGCCGGUUCAGAAGAAGACGCUCAGAAACUAGUGGAAAUUGCAAUUGAUAUCAACGAGAGUUUGGGUGAUGCAAGGUUGGAGGAUGUUAACUCUAAACUAUUGCGGCAUUUGGCCUUUGGAUCCAGGGCUGUUCUGAAUCCCAUGGCUGCAAUGUUUGGUGGUAUUGUUGGACAAGAGGUCGUCAAGGCAUGCUCUGGGAAAUUCCAUCCUAUCUUUCAGUUCUUUUACUUUGAUUCGGUGGAGUCACUUCCGAAGGAACCGCUUGAUGCAUCGGAGUUUAGACCACAAAAUAGCCGUUAUGAUGCACAGAUCUCUGUAUUUGGGUCUACUCUUCAGAAGAAACUCGAGAAUGCCAAAGUUUUUGUGGUAGGGGCUGGUGCUCUUGGAUGUGAGUUCUUAAAGAACUUGGCAUUGAUGGGUGUGUCAUGUGGCGUUCAAGGGAAGCUUACUGUCACCGAUGAUGAUGUAAUUGAGAAGAGCAACCUGAGUCGUCAGUUUCUUUUUCGAGACUGGAACAUAGGACAAGCUAAAUCCACAGUUGCCGCAACAGCAGCAGCGGGAAUAAAUUCUCGUCUCAACAUUGAUGCUCUCCAAAAUCGUGUUGGACCUGAGACCGAAAAUGUCUUUGACGACAGCUUCUGGGAGAAUUUGACAGUUGUUGUGAACGCGCUGGAUAAUGUCACUGCAAGGCUUUAUGUCGAUUCAAGGUGUGUGUAUUUCCAAAAGCCUCUCCUCGAGUCAGGAACUCUAGGUGCAAAGUGCAACACACAGAUGGUUAUCCCUCAUCUCACUGAGAACUAUGGUGCCUCGAGAGACCCACCAGAGAAACAGGCUCCGAUGUGCACCGUGCACUCGUUUCCUCACAACAUUGACCAUUGCUUAACAUGGGCCCGCUCUGAAUUCGAGGGUCUGCUUGAGAAAACACCAGCUGAAGUUAAUGCAUACCUCUCAAAUCCUGGUGAAUACAUGAAUGGGAUGAGGACUGCUGGUGAUGCUCAAGCGAGGGAUACUUUGGGACGUGUUGUUGAGUGCCUCGAGAAAGAGAAAUGCAAUACCUUCCAGGAUUGCAUAACCUGGGCUCGUCUGAGGUUUGAGGACUACUUCGUCAACCGUGUGAAGCAGUUGAUUUACACAUUUCCCGAGGACGCUAAUACUAGUACCGGAGCUCCAUUCUGGUCUGCCCCAAAGAGAUUCCCUCGGCCGCUCCAGUUCUCCUCAACCGACCUGAGCCAUAUCAACUUUGUCAUGGCUGCAGCUAUCUUGCGCGCAGAGACCUUCGGAAUCCCUACUCCAGAGUGGGCUAAAACACCUACCGGACUAGCCGAGGCUGUGGAAAGAGUGAUAGUCCCCGACUUUGAGCCGAGGAAAGAUGCAAAGAUUGUGACAGAUGAGAAGGCUACUACUUUGUCUACAGCUUCAGUCGAUGAUGCAGCAAUAAUCGAUGAACUAAACGCAAAACUGGAGCGGUGCAGGCUGAGCUUGCAGCCGGAGUUCAGGAUGAAGCCAAUCCAGUUUGAGAAGGACGACGAUACCAACUACCACAUGGAUAUGAUCGCUGGGCUAGCCAACAUGAGAGCAAGGAACUACAGCGUUCCUGAGGUGGACAAGCUUAAAGCCAAGUUCAUCGCGGGAAGGAUCAUACCUGCGAUUGCAACAUCAACGGCUAUGGCAACAGGUUUUGUUUGCCUCGAGCUGUACAAGGUUUUAGACGGGUCACACAAAGUGGAAGACUACAGAAACACAUUCGCCAACUUAGCGCUCCCACUCUUCUCCAUAGCCGAGCCGGUUCCACCCAAAGUCGUGAAACACCAAGACCAAAGCUGGACGGUUUGGGACCGUUGGGUCAUCAAAGGAAACCCAACCCUAAGGAAUUUGCUAACGUGGCUGGAGGAGAAAGGACUAAAAGCGUACAGCAUAUCGUGCGGAAGCUGUUUACUGUACAACAGUAUGUUCCCAAGGCACAAAGAGAGGAUGGAGAGGAGAGUGGUGGAUCUUGCAAGAGAAGUGGCCAAGGUUGAAUUGCCUGCUUAUAGACGUCACUUGGAUGUUGUGGUGGCUUGUGAGGAUAACGAUGAUAACGACGUUGAUAUCCCUCUCGUAUCAGUCUACUACGCCUGAUUAGAACUUUAACAUCCCCAAAGUCUUCUUUAUACGACAAUAGUGACAAGCAUCUCAAAAGUGUGUUGGGUUUGAGAGAUAGAAAGACAAAAGAGAGUUUUGGUGUAUGAGAAUAGUUUUAAGUUCUUAAAUUCGACUGAAUUUUCAAAUAAUUUGUUUUUUCCCAACUAUUUUUACUUAAUUAGUGAUUUCGUUGAUGAUAUAUGCGAAAUGGACAACAAAGGUCCAUUUGCAGCUUAUUCUAGAUCAGGAACCAAUUACACGCAAUCCUAACACAAAUCGUUUUGAAGCAUGAAAAUUUCACACCUAAAUACAAAGUUAGAUGAAACACAUACAUAGUUAUUGUAACUUCAACUACAAAGAGGACAUCUCACAAGCCCGUUCUCAUUACAUUCUCUGCACCUCGUCCACAUCUUAUCACUACUAGUCUCUUCAUCAUGAUGAUCUGCAUUAACCAAUCUUGAGCUUCCAUUACAACUAGAACAUAUCAAAAACCGUUCGUUCUCGCAACAUUCACAAGGCGAAUCGACCAGAGAGAUCCCUUCUAGAAGCUUCUUGAGCUUCCCGUUCUCGUUCAAUGCCACAACUUCAUCUGCUCCUCCAAUGUACCUACCUCUAACGAACAGCCUCGGAGAAGUAACUUUGCCACCAAGCAACCUCCACAUCUCUUCUCUAAACUCUGAAUCCAUCGAGACAUCUCUCUCUCUAUACAUCACCUUGUGAUUCUCCAACAAGAAUCUUACUCUUCUACAGGCUUCGAAUGUUUUCCUCACUCCUCGCAAACUCGUCGUGUAGAAUACGACCGAAUCUUCUCCUCCGGGUGGGCAGUUCUCGUCGAAGUCCAAAAGGAUCCCUCUUUCUUCUUCAAGAUUCUGUUCCUGUUCUUCAGCAUCUACUUCCUCAAGCUCUAGUAGCGUUGGUGUAACACAACCUCUGCUUUGACCAGAUUCUGCGACUAUUCCGUCUUUUAGAUGAUGGAUUGUGCGAUCAAUGUUACUCUUGUGAAGAGCUAGGCCUUGCUUCAAGGUCGUAACAAUGGUGAUGAGUUUGAUUUUCUUCGCCAAUCUUUCCUUCAUUCCCUUCAUUGCUAUCAAAAAUUGGAUCUUUUGUUGGAAAUAAAAAAGAAAGAAUCUGAAAAGAGAGGUUAAGAGAAGAAUUCCGAUCAAGAUCAAACCAAAGAUAAGAUCGGGUGCGAGGAUAAAAACAAACGUAAUGGGUUUUUCGUUUUC
This is a messenger RNA of Thlaspi arvense, 4555 nucleotides long. The record is from the annotation of a GenBank genome assembly. NCBI's taxonomy places the organism in Eukaryota, Viridiplantae, Streptophyta, Magnoliopsida, Brassicales, Brassicaceae.